Molecule: messenger RNA, 1150 nt
Organism: Tarenaya hassleriana
Lineage: Eukaryota; Viridiplantae; Streptophyta; Magnoliopsida; Brassicales; Cleomaceae
Product: expansin-A7-like
Exons: 3
Coding region: 53-859 (268 amino acids)
Biological process (GO): plant-type cell wall organization
Cellular component (GO): extracellular region
Source: RefSeq, a predicted model, not a curated record
AAAAAAAAAACCAUUAAAAAUCGACAAGAAAAAAACAGGGAAGAAAAAAAAGAUGGGUCUUGGUUUGGAUUCUCGGGGCUUCAGCAAGUUCUUGGCAACGGUGUUUCUUGUGAUCGCCGUCGCCGGAAAAAUCGCCGCCGCCGCCUCGUACUCUCCGGCAUAUCAGGGAAGCUCUUGGCGCCAAGCACACGCCACUUUCUACGGCGACGAGACCGCUAGCGAAACCAUGGGUGGGGCAUGUGGCUAUGGAAACCUAUGGAACAGUGGCUAUGGCGUGGCCACGGCGGCACUGAGCACAACAAUGUUUAAGGAUGGUUAUGCCUGCGGACAAUGCUUUCAGAUCAGAUGUGUAUCGUCUCCACAUUGUUAUUACGGAAGCCCUUCGGCCAUAGUGACCGCAACCAAUCUAUGCCCUCCCAAUUGGUAUCAAGACUCUAACAAUGGCGGUUGGUGCAAUCCUCCUCGUGACCAUUUCGAUAUGUCCAAACCCGCUUUCAUGAAGAUCGCUAACUGGAAGGCGGGGAUCGUUCCCGUCUCAUACCGAAGAGUGCCAUGCAGAAGAACGGGAGGGAUAAGGUUCCAGUUCCAGGGCAACGCUUACUGGCUGCUCGUGUUCGUGAUGAACGUGGGCGGGGCUGGUGACGUGGCGAGCAUGGCGGUGAAAGGGAGCCGUACGAAUUGGAUAAACAUGAGCCACAACUGGGGAGCCUCUUACCAAGCCUUUGCAUCACUCUACGGCCAGUCUCUGUCGUUCCGGCUCACCUCUUACACCACUCGUCAGACCAUCUACGUCUGGAACGCCACUCCAGCUAAUUGGCAAGCCGGCAUGACCUACAAGAGCUACGUUAACUUCCGCUAAGCCCUCCGGCCCGGGUCUCUGUGAAAUUACAGUUUUACCCUUUCAGUCGAAAUUAGGGUUUUCUCUCCCUCGCGCGUUUUCGGGUUUAGGAGUUUCAGUGCCCUUGUUGGAAUGGGCCGGCUUCGUGUGUUUGGGUCAUUUGAUAUUUCAUCAUGUGGUGGAACUCGAAAUUUUGGAGUUUCCGACAUUGAUGAUGGAGUUUCUGUGGUUGCAAGUUGUAACUCUAUCUCGCUUUUGUCUUCUCAUGUACUUUUUUGUAAUGGUGAAUUUGUCUAUAAAGGAUAAAACGCC